AUGGCGCCGCCCCGGGCCCCGCGCCUCGCCGGCUGGCAGGAGGAGACCCAGUCGGGGCGAGGGAGGCCGGGCGCCGUGAGCUUCGCGGACGUGGCCGUGUACUUCUCCCCCGAGGAGUGGGGCUGUCUGCGGCCCGCGCAGAGGGCCCUGUACCGGGACGUGAUGCGGGAGACCUACGGCCACCUGGGCGCGCUCGGAUUCGCAGGCCCCAAACCGGCCCUCAUCUCCUGGCUGGAGAGAAAGAAGGAGGUGUGGAGCCCGGAGGCCGAGGAUCCCGAGGAGGGGGCCAGGCACCCAGGAUCUGGGCUAGAAAGCAAGAGAAAGAACGAACCCAGCAGCAAAAUCGGGGCCGAGGAGCUUGAGGAUGCCCCAGGGAGGAACGCGCCACCGGUGGAGGCCAGGCUGGUUCCUAGUUUCAGGGACUUUAGCCAUCCGUUGCCUCAGCCGUCUGCACACCCGGGGCAGCAGUGCACCCAGACUCCCAAGAGGCCCUACCCCUGCCUGGAAUGCAACCGUUCUUUCAGCUACCCCUCCCUCCUAGCCAGCCACCAGCGGGUCCACUCGGGGGAGCGGCCCUUUCCCUGUGGCCAGUGUGGACGUUGCUUCCGCCAAAGAGGCAACCUGGCUGUCCACAUGCGCAUACAUACAGGGGAGAAGCCCUUCUCCUGCCCAGACUGCGGGAGGCUCUUUGCCUACCCCUCCAUGCUGGUCAGGCAUCGGCGAAUCCACUCUGGAGACCGUCCAUACGUCUGUGGACCUUGUGGGGUUCAGUUCUCCCAGAGGGCUCACCUCGUCCAGCACCAGCUGCUCCAUACAGGGGACAAGCCGUAUUCAUGUCCAGACUGCGGCCGCUGCUUCCGCCAGACCGGGGCGCUGGCCAUCCAUAGACACAGACAUGGUGGGGAGAAGCCGUACGUGUGCGCCGAGUGUGGACGCCACUUUACACACCCUUCCCUCUUGGCUAUCCACCAGCGCACCCACACUAGGAAGAAGCCCCAUAUCUGUUCUGACUGUGGUCGGGGCUUUGCCUACCCCUCCCUCCUGACCAAUCACCAACGGGUCCACUCUGGUGAGCGUCCCUACCCUUGUACCCACUGCAGUGCCCGCUUUGCCCAGCAAAAUAACCUGCUCCAGCAUCAGCUCAUUCACACAGGGGAAAAGCCCUACGCGUGCCCCGACUGUGGCCGCUGCUUCCGGCAAAGCGGCUCGCUGGCUAUCCACAGACGCACACAUACAGGGGAGAAGCCCUACUCCUGCCCCGAGUGUGGGCACCAGUUUACCUCUUCCUGCGUCCUCAACAGCCACAGACGCAUCCAUUCUGUUGAGAGGCCCUUCCCUUGUUCCCAGUGUGGGAAAACCUUUAAACGAAAGAGUGCCCUGGAAGCCCACCGAUGGAUCCAUCGUACAGGCGGGACAAGUCAGAGGGGUGACAGACCUCUGUUACCACCCCCAGCCCAGGCUUGUGUCCCUGAGGGUCAGGAACCAUCCGUACACUUCCGACAUUUUCCCGAUAUGUUCCAGUAGUGCGAGUGUCUGAGUAAAGCAGUGUGAAGGAACAAAUGUUUUAAGGUUCUCCCUCAUCAAGGGUUGGAAAGGAGGUGCGCAGAGGGCAAGGGAUAGGAGAGGGGAGAAAAAGGGAAUCAGGCGAAAUGGAGAUGGUGGGGGCUGAGCCACAUCUGGAAUCUAUGAGAGACCUGGGAGCUGAGAGGCAGGACAUCCGGAGUGAAGAACCUGUCAGGAAAAGCAUGAGACUACUUCAGUCUGCUCCCAGCCCGGACUGCUGACCUCUGACCUUUCAGCUCCGGUUUCCCCUGACUCUAGAUCUCAGGAGAACAAACCUCCUUGGACCAGGAGCCGUAAUGUAAGAGGAGGAUCAUAGGCUUUGAACCAGUUUAUCCCAUGUUCAAUCUUGGCUCAUCCCUUGCGUUAUCAACAUCUGACUAUAAAAUGAGUACAUUAAUACUGCCCCUGAGGUGGUUGUAGGAUUAAAUAAUAUAUAUUCAGUCAAAA
Molecule: messenger RNA, 2010 nt
Organism: Leptonychotes weddellii (Weddell seal)
Lineage: Eukaryota; Metazoa; Chordata; Mammalia; Carnivora; Phocidae
Biological process (GO): regulation of transcription by RNA polymerase II
Cellular component (GO): nucleus
Molecular function (GO): DNA-binding transcription factor activity, RNA polymerase II-specific; RNA polymerase II cis-regulatory region sequence-specific DNA binding
Source: RefSeq, a predicted model, not a curated record